AUGAACAUUUUCCAAAUAGUUUGUGCCAUUAUCUCUGUAUUCCUGAACUGUAUUCUAACAUUCCUCAUCAUGAAAAAGUCACCACCGAAGCUGGGAGUCUACAAGUACUUGAUGGUUUACAUAGCCCUGUUCGAAGGGUUCUAUUCGAUAUGGGAUCUGAUAACGGAGCCGAUCGUCCACUCCUACAAAGCCGCUUUUGUUGUCCUCCGUGACUUCAAUGGAUCCCUUUUCGACCGUGAAACCAGUUUCAUAUUGAUAUGUGUCUACUGCGGCCUAUUCGGAUUCUCCUUAGCCAUCUUCGGUGUGCACUUCAUUUACAGAUAUGGCGCCAUUAAUAAACCGUUUAUGGACAAGUUCCUACCUGGAAAUCGAGUAUACUUGUUGUUCCUUAUCCCCCUGUGGUACUUUUCGUGGUGGGCUAUGCUGUGUUAUAUCUAUUUUCAUUUCACUGAUGUAACAGACGAUUAUAUGAAAGAAACCAUCGAAACCCAUUUCGAGAUUCCUAUCAAUGAUGCUUCCUAUAUCUGCGUGUACUACCAACCAACUGGAUCAGACGGACAACCUCAUCCAGACCCGAAUAUAUUCUUUGCAAUCGGUUGUAUGUGGUAUAUGGUGGGCUCCUCCAUGUUCUGUGUCUUCUACUUUGGCAUCCGUUGCUAUUCCCAAAUCAGGGACAGUAUUGCCCAAACUGCCAACGCUUCCCUUGCAGUCAAAAACCUUCAAAGCCAACUAUUCAACGCUCUCGUUGUCCAAACUGUAAUUCCAGUGGUCCUUAUGUAUAUCCCUAUCGGAAUUCUCUUCUUCUUCCCAAUGGUUAUUUGGGAACUACCAUUUACAACUAGUUUUGUGGGGUAUACCAUCGCAUUGUAUCCAGCCAUCGACCCACUUCCCAAUAUGAUUAUUAUCCGGUUUUAUAGAAGAGCUAUUAUUGAUUUCUUCUUGUGGAUCUUCGGAAAAAAGCAGGCGGCUCAAAGUUUCAACUCGAUUAAUUUAGUAGAAGUUGCUCCGAUGUCUUGA
This is a messenger RNA of Caenorhabditis remanei, 1017 nucleotides long. RefSeq lists its product as uncharacterized. The coding region runs from base 1 to 1017 and encodes 338 amino acids. Gene Ontology annotation, molecular function: G protein-coupled olfactory receptor activity. Gene Ontology annotation, biological process: G protein-coupled receptor signaling pathway; olfactory behavior. The transcript is spliced from 7 exons. Lineage: Eukaryota; Metazoa; Nematoda; Chromadorea; Rhabditida; Rhabditidae. The record is from RefSeq and is a predicted model, not a curated record.